This is a messenger RNA of Eucalyptus grandis, 732 nucleotides long. Its product is annotated as B3 domain-containing transcription factor VRN1-like. The coding region runs from base 1 to 732 and encodes 243 amino acids. Gene Ontology annotation, molecular function: DNA binding. The transcript has 4 exons. Lineage: Eukaryota; Viridiplantae; Streptophyta; Magnoliopsida; Myrtales; Myrtaceae. The record is from RefSeq and is a predicted model, not a curated record.
AUGAAUAUUGUAGAAUUGAUUCACUUGGAUGUUUACAAGUUGUUGUGGUUUUCUUUGAAGAAGAGUGCUAGAUCUAUGCUAAUGGUUGUGGAUGACUACUUGAAGCAGACAUGGGUGUUUGUGUUGAAGCACAAGUUUGAUGUUGUUGGAAUUCCAAAAAGUUUCUUGAGAAGAUGUGGAAAGGAUCUCUCAAACUCGGUGCUUCUCCAGGUUCCAGGCUGUUCAACCUGGACUAUAGAACUAGAAAAGUGUAACAAUGACAUGGUUUCGCUGUGGAAAGGUUGGCAGGAUUUCAUGGAGUAUUACUCCAUUGGUCAUGGUCACCUCAUAGUUUUCAAAUAUAAAGGGAACUCCACUUUUGGUGUAAUAAUAUUCGACAAGAGGCCUCUCUCUGGUUUUGAAUUGGCCAGCGAAUUUGAAUCAGAGUAUCCUUUUUUCAAGGUGAUGAUGCAGCCGUCUUACCUUAAGCAUCAUAUACUGUAUGUUCCCCGUAGAUUUAUCAUGCAGCACAUUCGGAAAAUCAAGGAAAUCGCAAUUCUCAGGCAUUCCGGCAGGUCAUGGCCAGUGAAGCUUAGGAGCUGUGGACAUCGUGGGGCAUGUUUUGGUUCUGGUUGGUUCAGAUUUUUGAGAGAAGCUCAUUUGCGCUUAGGGAAUGUCUGCGUGUUCGAGCUUAUUGAUGGGGAGGAUAUUGUGUUCAGAGUUUACAUUUUCAAUAGUGCUGGUAAGAACUAG